UUAUAAAAGCCCUCCUAAAAUGAAUAUUUACUUUUUUUCCAAGUAAAUUUUAUUCUUAAAAUAUUAAAGGAGCUAGCAAGAAUGUAAGGCGCAAAGUUUAAUUGUCUAAUUUGAUUAAAAUUUGAAAAAGUGUCUUAAAUUAUUGACAAACUUUAAAAAAAGUUAAAAUAUUCAAACUAGAAUAGAAUAAUAUAAAGUGACAUUUCUGAAAUAAAGAUGGUGGGCGCGUGAUUUUUCAUAGAAAAAUUUUGACAUUAGUGUAAUAUAACAAAAAAAAAAUACGUAUUCUAAUAUUUUUAAUCAAGAAAAUUUAAGAUGAAUAAAGAAGACGGGAAUCUUUUAAAUGAUCCAGAAUUAAGCCUGGCAGAAUCAUUAAAUAACAGCAUUAAAAAUAUAACUGGCUUAAAAGAAAGUGUGAAUGUUAGUGAUAUAAAGGAGGCAGCGAUAAGCAAUACAAAUGAAAAUUCAAAUAUUAUUAUUAGGUCGGAUACAAAAGAUGUGAAUACAACAGUAAUGGGACAAAACAAAACAAUACCAGAAAAAAACGCAAUAGUCACUAGUAAUACAAUUAAAAUUGGUAAUCAAAUUAAAUUACCAACGAAGCAAAUAUCAGGUACAAUAGCAAAAGAUCGCGUGACAGGACAAUACAUUCUGAUUCAACCAGGAGGUGGUUCUGCCGUUCCAGUACGAUUAGCUUCAAAUAAUAAUAAUACAACUAAGCAAGUUGCGGUUCAAGUUAUUAGAAAAAGUGAUGGAACCAUAGUACCCAUAAAAUCUAAUAAGCAAAUAAAUUUAAGUAAUGUUAAUAUAGCAGGAAAAAAAAUUUUGACAACGGGUGGUGGCCAGACAGUUUUAUUAAAUAAAAGUGCUUCCAUUACUGGAAGCACUACCACAACCACGGUCAUGAAAUCUCCGGCAUCGGCAAUAGUUUCAGACCAAGUUCAAAAACAACAUAUAAUGAGAGCCGUACCAAUUUCAGGAGAUAAAUCUAAAUAUUUAACUAAUUCAUCGACAAUUGUGAAUAUUGGCAAUAAACUUGUGGUUAGAACUGACAGCAAUAAAAAAUCGGAAGAUACAGUAGGAACACCAUCGAUACAAAAAUUAAAUUCGCAUAAAUUUAUAAAACUAUCACCGUCUACAUCAACUGGAUCGGGAAAUGUGCAAACAUUACAAUUAUCUAGUAAAUCUGGUGGACCAGUACAAUAUGUUCGUGUACUGAACGCGGGCGUGAACAAAGAGAGUUUAAGCCCAACCAAAGUUUUUGUAAAAAAUCAAGAUGGCCAUAUGCGCAUGGUAACAAGAGUAAAUCAACAACCACUUUUGGAUGGAAAAACAAUAAUUGUGAAAGAAAAUCCAAAUAAAUUGACACAAGAACAGUUAAAUCAACAUAAAUUAAUUACCGUACCUACAUUAAAGAAAAUCAAUGAAAGCUCUUUAAUUUCUGCAAGUAGUAAAAUUAUAACAGUAAAAAAAGAGGAGGUGGAACAAUUAAAUGCAAGAUUAAAGCAGAAGAGUUCAAUAUCUUCAGCCUCGUCACUUCAGCCAAACAUUGUUCAAAAACCAAGAAUUUUAAAUAAUCUAGGACGACUCGCUGGGAAUUUAAGUGUAAGCAGUUGCAGUAGUAAUUUUAGCAAUCAGCAGAAACAGCAUAUAUUGUAUAAGAAAGACCAAAUAAGUGGAAUUGUGUCAUCAACAAAUUUAAAUAGACCCGCUGUACCAAAUAUUAAAAUCUCGCCUAAGAAACUAGUUCCGAUUACAGGAUCUCAUACUAUUAUAAAGGGUUCAGAAUCAUCUCAGAAACUUUACAGCGUUUUGAAACCAAGUUCGCAGAAUAUUCAAGAGAAAGUUGUAAAUAGUACUACCUCAUCUGCUCCAGCGCAGCUUCCAUCGAGUUUGCCACAACCUUAUUCUGGAUCAAGAACUCGUUCACCUAGUCCCAGCAACGACGGUGGACUAAGACGAAAACAUUGCAAUUGUACAAAAUCUCAAUGUUUAAAAUUAUAUUGUGACUGUUUUGCAAACGGCGAAUUUUGUCAGGACUGCAAUUGUAAAGAAUGUUUCAACAAUUUAGAAUAUGAAGAUGAAAGGCAAAAAGCAAUAAAAAUGUGUCUUGAAAGAAACCCAGCUGCUUUCAAGCCUAAAAUAACAAAAGCCCGCGAUCAUAAUGAUCUGCGCUUGCAUAAUAAAGGGUGUAAUUGUAAACGAUCAGGUUGUUUAAAAAAUUAUUGUGAAUGCUAUGAAGCAAAAAUUGCAUGUUCAUCUAAUUGUAAAUGCAUUGGUUGCCGGAACGUGGAAGAUCGAGCUGGUAUAGAUAUAACUAGUGUAACAAAAAAUUCAAAACCUUUUAGCCGUGGUGUUGCUUUGAAACGGCCUCUCGAUGAUAUUGGCGGUGGUGGAUUAAGUAUUCAUAAUUCUGCAAAUGCACUUGGAAGUAAAGCUCCCAACGUAAUUGGGAGCAACAACACCACAUAUAACGAUACUUUAUCGGCUUUAACCCAAACGGGAAAUGGACCCCCAGCAAAGCAAGCUUAUAAUUUUAUAACACAAGAUGUUGUUGAUGCUACCAUACAAUGUAUGAUAGCUCAAGCUGAUGAAUGUCAAAAAGGGGAAGUUUCGGCGAAAACAACCGAACGUAUGAUUUUAGAGGAAUUGGGCCGAUGUCUAGUUGAAAUAAUUGACUUUUCUAUUAAAAAUUUUGAUAACUAAAUAAAUUUAAUUUUCAGUUCAAUUGAAAGAUAGGAACAUAAUUGUAUGACGUAUAAAAAUUGCAUUAUUUUAAAUUUUCUUAAAAAAAAAGCACGUAAAUGUUGUAUUAUAUAAUUCUUGUAUCAUUAUUUUAAAAAUUAUUUAAGAAUUAUUUAAAUUAAAACUUAGCAUUAAAGUUU
Messenger RNA from Condylostylus longicornis, 2885 nucleotides. RefSeq names its product protein lin-54 homolog. NCBI's taxonomy places the organism in Eukaryota, Metazoa, Arthropoda, Insecta, Diptera, Dolichopodidae. Gene Ontology annotation, cellular component: nucleus. The record is from RefSeq and is a predicted model, not a curated record. Bases 316 to 2706 code for a protein of 796 amino acids. Gene Ontology annotation, biological process: regulation of DNA-templated transcription. The transcript is spliced from 5 exons.